Messenger RNA from Saccharomyces kudriavzevii IFO 1802, 186 nucleotides. RefSeq lists its product as uncharacterized. NCBI's taxonomy places the organism in Eukaryota, Fungi, Ascomycota, Saccharomycetes, Saccharomycetales, Saccharomycetaceae. The transcript has a single exon. The record is from RefSeq and is a predicted model, not a curated record. The coding region runs from base 1 to 186 and encodes 61 amino acids.
AUGGAUAAUAAAGAGACUCAACACGCUACACUAUCGGUAGAACAUGCUCGUGAGUUGCAGAACGAAAUACAAGAAUUAUUUGCACAAUUGCAGGAUAUGAAUUCCCAGAUUCGCAGCGACCUCAACGAGUUCGAAGAAAUAAAGGAAUCCUCGUCAAUAGCGAACUCAACCACGAACAGUACAUAA